Messenger RNA from Maudiozyma barnettii, 1608 nucleotides. RefSeq names its product Gds1p (gene GDS1). Lineage: Eukaryota; Fungi; Ascomycota; Saccharomycetes; Saccharomycetales; Saccharomycetaceae. The record is from RefSeq and is a predicted model, not a curated record. The coding region runs from base 1 to 1608 and encodes 535 amino acids. The transcript has a single exon.
AUGGCUCUAACUAAUUCUAGACCGUUGCAAAUUCCAACAAUGGAAAAUGAGAUGUUACAUAACAGUACGUCCCCAAUUUUCCAACUCAGUGCCUUGAAUCUGAAUGCCAACGCAAGAAACCUUGCGGCCAACAGCAACAUUAUCACUUCGUUUCCUGGCUCAGAGACAGUGGACCUACUGGAUGUUAAUCCUGCCAUGAACCCAAUUGCUACCGGUAACCAAGCAACUCCUACUAAAAACAGAAACAACAGUAGCGCGGAUGACACAAGUUCUAACAGUGGCAAGUCAUCUAAUAGCACAAAGACAAAGAAGGACAGUGUCUCAUCUAAGAAGGAGAAUCCUUUAUUGGAGGUCUCCAAAUUGAUUCCUGUUACAGGUGAGCGACCAGCCCCCGAGGAUAGAACACCACCACUGAACGACGAUGUGCUAUUUGCUGUAUUUGUCAUCCUAUGGGAGAGUGACGUCAAACAAAAUGGGCUGACUGUUAAACAGUUAUGUGAUAUCUUGCUUGCAAAACAUCCCGAAAUGUCUAACCUAUCGACAAAACUAUCUAACUUGAUCUCUGCGAAAUUAAAUGCUUAUGUCAAGAAGAUCGAAAAGGGUGAAAAAACAAUGAAAUAUGCUAUCUCUAGGGAAUGGUCCAACUCUUCUCCAAGAAGGAUGCUUUAUAUUUACAGAGGUAUCUUGACUGCAGACUACAAAGAACAUGCCAAGAAGGUCACAGAUCAACUAAAACAGCAAAUGGCUGAAGAAAAUGAGGCAAAACAAGAAUCCCAAAUGGGUGAAUCCUCUUUCUUUAAUGGAAACACAGUCAACUCUUCUCCAAACAACCUAACAAUAGACAAUGUGAUGAAUAAAGGAAAUAUUAACCUCUCUACCAACACUGGAUUCACUUUGAGUCCAGGUUUCAAUAUUCCAUAUUCUUCGUCCCCUGUGUCUGUAACACUAAAUCAAAACACACCAAAUAAACCUGCUAUAACGAGCAGUGAUAACAACAAGAAAAAAACAACCAAACAAAAAUCUAAUGACCUAACGAACAAACAAACAGAUACUAAUGACACAAGGAAGAGGAGUAACGAUAAUAUGAAGAAUGAAAAUGGAUCAAAUAGCAACAACGUCGUUGUUAAUAGCAAAAAUCUAACAACACCACAGAACAAAAAACAAAAGAUGAACAACAACAAUAGAAAUGUUGAAUCUACAGUAAAUUCUUCUCGUUCUACAACCAUGACUCCAACAUUACUAGAUGGAGUUAGUAACGGUAAUAAUACAACCACAACUCCAGCUAAUUCUACUGGAGUAUCUGCAUCUUCCCACAAACAAUCUUCUUAUAUUACUGCUGUCGCAGCCGCACCAAGGAUCUCUAAAUUACUUCCAAAAUCGGGUAUAAGGUCAAACAUUUCAAAUCAUAUUCCGCAUAAUGGUAACAAUAGUUUAGUUACUAUGUUCCACCAAACACCUUGCUCUCCAAAGAUGGAGUCUGAAAGCAUAUCAGAGGACGGUAUGUCAGAAGACAAUGCUUGGUUAAAGAUUGUGAGAGAGGGUUUUUUAACUAAGGAUAUUCAAUCUCCAGAAUCUAUUAGCUUAGAUGAGUUGGAUAGUAUCAUCUAA